AACUAACACAUAAUACAAGGAUCAAAGUUGCAAAAGUUCCUUCCUCUGAUCUUCUCCCUCACACUCACGAUUUUUCCGUACAUUUAAACCUUUGAAAGAGGAACAAAAACACUGAUAAUUUUCAGUUACAAGAUUGCGACCACGAAGAAGAUCGAUCAUCCGGAUAAAAAGCCUGAGCUUUUUCCUUUUGCAAACAUGGCCAUCACCACCUUCACGUUUCUCAAUGCAUUCUUCCUACUCCACAUCCAGCCUGUUGUUGAUUUAAUCUUCUCUUCAUCCGCUUCUUAAACCCUAUCUUUCCACCAAAUUCCGCCGCCUCUUCGUCGACUACUGUUGAAUCGCCGGAGAAAGGCGAAAACAAUUUUCAACAAUACAGUAUGGAUCCUUGCCCUUUUGUGCGUCUUACAGUAGGCAAUCUCGCUCUCAAGAUACCUGUAGCGUCGAAAGCUGCUCGCUCUGUUAUUCACCCGUCGUCGUCGCCGUGUUUUUGUAAGAUUAAGCUGAAGAACUUUCCUGUUUACACUGCCGUGGUUCCGUUUUUGCCGCCGGAGAGUCAGAAUGUUGAAGUACAAACCCUAGCCGCUACUUUUCAUAUGAGCAAGUCUGAUCUCGAUAGGCUUGUCGCUAAAUCACUUUUUGCCGGAAAACUCAGCUUGAAAAUAUCGAUUUUUACUGGACGGAGAGGGAGUAGUUGCGGUUUGAGCUCCGGUAAGCUGUUAGCGAAAGUGACGGUUCCGUUGAAUCUCGCCGGAACGGAGAGCAAGGCUUGUGUAUUUCACAAUGGUUGGGUCACCGUCGGCAAAGAUGCGAAUAAAAGCUCUUCAAGCGCGCAGUUCCAUUUGAAUGUCAAAGCGGAGCCGGAUCCGCGAUUCGUUUUCCAAUUCGACGGUGAGCCGGUGUGUAGUCCGCAGGUUUUUCAAAUUCAGGGUAAUAUCCGGCAGCCUGUGUUCACUUGCAAGUUCAGCUUCCGUUCAACCACCGCCGGUGACCGUAAUCAGCGAUCCAGAUCUUUACCACCAGACAUCAGUGGUUCACGGAAGUGGCUGAGUUCAUUCGGAAGCGACAGAGAACGACCAGGAAAAGAAAGAAAAGGAUGGUCAGUCACCGUCCACGAUUUAUCAGGGUCACCGGUCGCCGCCGCAUCAAUGGUAACUCCAUUCGUCGCAUCUCCUGGGUCCGACCGAGUCAGCCGCUCCAACCCCGGUUGUUGGCUCAUCCUCCGUCCCGGCGACGGAACAUGGAAGCCAUGGGGCCGCCUUGAAGCCUGGCGCGAACGUGGUGCUCACGACGGACUUGGGUACAGAUUCGAACUGAUCCCCGACUCCGCCGCCGCCGGCAUCGUAUUGGCUGAAUCCACAUUAAGCUUGAACAAAGGUGGGAGGUUUAUGAUCGAUUUAGGUGCGGGGGCGGGCAACGGUGGUAGUGGUCGGAAAUCAAACAUGGCGUCUCCGGUGUGUAGUCCGAGAGGGAGUGGGGAUUUCGGGUAUGGGCUUUGGCCGUACUGUGCUUACAAAGGGUUUGUGAUGGCGGCGACGGUGGAGGGGGAAGGGAAGCGCGGGAAGGCAAUGAUGGUGGAGGUUAGUGUGCAGCAUGUGAAUUGCACGGAGGAUGCAGCGGCGUUUGUGGCAUUGUCGGCGGCGAUUGAUCUGAGCAUAGAUGCCUGCAGGCUUUUCUCUCAAAAGCUGAGAAAGGAACUAUGUCAGCCUCAAGAACUAUGAACUUUUUUUUUUUUUUUGAUUUAGAGAAAUGUUUUUUUUCUGGAUUUAGUAAUUUUAGGUCUGGAAAAGUGGUGGAAAUUGGACUAACACUGAGAGGAAGUAGAUGUGUUUUGU
This is a messenger RNA of Lactuca saligna, 1832 nucleotides long. NCBI's taxonomy places the organism in Eukaryota, Viridiplantae, Streptophyta, Magnoliopsida, Asterales, Asteraceae. The record is from the annotation of a GenBank genome assembly.